AACUUUAGGUUGCUCGAGGAACUUGAACGUGGGGAAAAAGGUAUUGGAGAUGGUUCUGUUAGCUACGGGAUGGAUGAUGCAGAUGAUGUUUUUAUGCGUUCUUGGACUGGAACAAUAAUUGGUCCUCACAAUGACAUACAUCAGGGACGUAUUUAUCAGUUGAAGUUAUUCUGUGACAAAGACUAUCCAGACAAACCUCCAAGUGUUCGUUUCCAUUCACGCAUCAACAUGACUUGUGUGAACCCCGAGAGCGGAGUGGUUGAAGCAAAGAAGUUCCGUAUGCUGGAAAAUUGCCAGAGAGAAUACACCAUGGAAGAUAUACUGACCAAGUUGAGAAAAGAAAUGGUUGCACCUCACAACCGAAAGCUUGUUCAACCCCGAGAAGGUACCUUUUUCUGAAUGGAGUAGCCACAAGAAGUGUAUGUAAGAUGGAAAUUUAUAGACUCAAUACCUUGCAAUUAUGUGUCCAAGUGCAAAAUGUCAAGGAAUUAAUUUAUUGGAUCAUGCAACUGCUUUGACAACUUUCUUGUUUGACAUUCCUUGCCUACGUUCUAUGGAUUAAUGUCCAAGAACUGAUUAGCACCUGUUUUGUUCGUUAACUGUAUCGAAAUUUGAAGCUCCUAGUCUAAUUAAUAACUCAAUUACAUA
Nicotiana tabacum (common tobacco) is the source of this 648-nucleotide messenger RNA. The record is from RefSeq and is a predicted model, not a curated record. NCBI's taxonomy places the organism in Eukaryota, Viridiplantae, Streptophyta, Magnoliopsida, Solanales, Solanaceae.